GGCAGCCCACUUCCGGGCGGGGCGGGGCGGGGCGUGGACAGGCGCCCGCCCCGCCCGGCGGGUCGCUCCGCAUCCGUCCGUCCGUCCGUCCGACCGUGCGUGCGUGCUUCCCCCACAGACCCGACACACGCUCGGCCAGGCCGGGUCGGAGCGGCCCCAUCAUGGGCUGUGGAGCUGGCGGGAGCUGCACCCCGCGGCCGCCCAUCCGCCGGCAGCCGGCAGCCGAAACCCGCGUGGUCGCUGUGGUCUUCCUCGGCCUCCUGCUGGACCUUCUGGCCUUCACCCUGCUGCUGCCCCUGCUGCCCGCGCUGCUGGAGAGCCACGGCCGUGCCCGCGACCCCCUCUAUGGCUCGUGGCAGCGCGGGGUGGACCGGUUUGCGGCAGCCAUCGGGAUGCCAGCAGAGAAGAGGUACAACAGCGUCCUGUUCGGAGGUCUGAUUGGCUCGGUUUUCUGCCUCCUGCAGUUCCUCGCAGCGCCGCUCACCGGGGCCGUCUCUGACUGCCUGGGGAGGCGCCCGGUGAUGCUGCUGUCCCUGACAGGUCUGGCCGCCUCGUAUGCCGUGUGGGCUGCCUCGAAGAGCUUUGCGGCCUUCCUGGCCUCCAGGGUGAUCGGGGGCAUCAGCAAGGGGAACGUCAGCCUCUCCACUGCCAUCGUCGCCGACCUGGGCUCGCCUCCUGCCCGCAGCAGGGGCAUGGCAGUCAUCGGGGUGGCCUUCUCUCUGGGCUUCACGCUGGGCCCCAUGCUUGGCGCCUCCCUACCCGUGGAGAUGGUGCCUUGGCUGGCCCUGCUCUUCGCGGUCUCGGACCUGCUGUUCAUCUCCUGUUUCCUGCCGGAGACGCUGCCCCCGGAGAAGCGGGCACCUUCCGUCACGCUGGGGUUCCGAGCUGCCGCGGACCUGCUCAGCCCCCUGGCCCUGCUCUGCUUCUCAGCUGUGGCACGUGGCCCAGAGCCGCCCACUGGAGUCAGGCUGGGUAGUCUGCGUCUGCUGGGCCUGGUCUACUUCCUCUACCUCUUCCUGUUCUCGGGCCUGGAGUUCACACUGAGCUUCCUCGUGCACCAGCGCUUCCAGUUCAGCAGCCUGGAGCAGGGCAAGGUGUUCCUCUUCAUCGGCCUCACCAUGGCCGCCAUCCAGGGUGCCUACGCCCGGCGGAUCGGCCCUGGCCAGGAGAUCACAGCUGUGAAGCGGGCCAUCUUGCUGCUCAUCCCCGCCUUCCUCCUCAUCGGCUGGGGGCACACGCUGCCCGCGCUGGGCCUGGGGCUGCUGCUCUACUCCUUCGCCGCUGCCGUCGUGGUGCCCUGCCUGUCCUCUGCGGUCGCCGGCUACGGCUCGCCCGGGCAGAAGGGCGUGGUCAUGGGCACGUUGCGGAGCCUGGGCGCCUUGGCCAGGGCGGUGGGGCCUGUGGUGGCCGCCUCAGUGUACUGGCUGGCCGGAGCCCGGGUCUGCUACACCGUGUGCGCGGGGCUCUUCCUGCUCCCCUUCUCCCUCCUGCGGAACCUGAGGCCUGCAGCGGGGACACUCAAGGCCGCGUAGCUGAGCCACCCCCACGCCGGCGCGGGGACCUGGGGCAGGAAGUGGGAGGCCUGGGCCAGGACGCUCCCCACUGCCCGCCUCCCCCCCACCCCCCAGGGCCCUUGCACCCGCGACACUCCUGCGUGGACCUGCCUCCCAGGCUUUCGGUUCACUUGUCUUUUAUGCUCAGCGACACAGGGUAGCCGCCAGGCCCCCGAAUGACCAGAUGACACAGCUAUUUUAUACCAAGUGCCUUUCUCCAGUGCACCGUCUGCCGCAGCCGCCACCACCCCGGGCGACCCCCAGGCACUCGCAGGAGCAGCUUGAGCUGAGCAGCCUUCAGCGCGCCACUGCCCGCACGCGGGCAAGGCUCUGCCCAGGCCUGUCUCCCUUCUGCACUGUGGUGGGGCUGGACCGUCAGACAAAGGACCCCCCCCACCCCAGUACUGGGGUCAGCACCUGUCAGGUGGGACUUGGGGUGUGUCCUGCCCCCCGGCAGACUGGGGAGGAGCAACCCCUCUGCUGGGCUGCCCCCCACCCCCCUGUGGGCGAACAGGCACCCCGGGGCGGGCGCUUCUGGGUCGGAGGCGUCCUCCACGGCCCAGUGACAGACUGUGUUGGAUCAAGAAAUACCCGCUUUGGGGUCUUUUUUUGGAACAUGAAGUAAACGUCUGGAAGUCCUAUUUUAAGGGAACAAAGAAAAGGAGUCAAGAUGCAAGACCACUUCCCAAGUUUAGACAAGUAAAUUGCUUAAAGAAUUUUAUUUGUGAGUAAAACGUUACAGUGAAGAAAGGCCACAGGCCCUGUCCUCCCAAGCCUGUGUCUGUAUAUGCAACUAAACUUCACGUUGUGAUACAAAGAGUUAAAAUAAACUACAAAAGUGAAACUAAAGUCAUUGCAUACGCGGGGUCGGAGGAGGGAAUAAAAGCCCAUGGUUAACUGAAGUGCAGGGUGGGGGUGGAGAACGCGACCACCGCCCGGGCAACAAAACAAGACACAGAGAAGCGGCCUGCUCGCCGUAAGCUCGAAGCAGGGGUCAGUGCCAUGCAGCCAGCCUCAGGUCCUGCCUGGGUGUCGAGUGUGUGGGACCCGACCCACAUCGGGCACUGGGUGCCCCAAGGGCCCCUCCCCCCUCCUGGGGGCCUGUCUGGGGGACAGGCUGGCACUGGAGCUCCAGGACGAGUUACUGUCGAGGAGACACCUGGCCACCCGCUAGUUCCCGCUAUCUUCCAGGGAUGUGAGGUGAAAUUCACCGCAGCGCUGGAGGGUGCGAGGUGGGCUCUGGCAGUGACUGUGCAGGACGUCAGGUGGGAACCCCCGGGGCUGACCCCUACCCCGAGCUGCCUUCAGUCAAAGCGAGGGUACCCCCUAGGCUGAACUAAGAGCAGACCCCCUCUCAGUUCCCAAACCUCUGACAGUGCUCGGAGCCCUGCUGCGGGCCCUGGGGAGGGCACACGCGCAGAGCGCGCCCCUCACGCGCCACAGUCCGCGUGCAGGGCAAGCUGCACACCUGCUGAGGGGAAAUCUAGAAAGGACCCCUUCCCUCCCAACGCACCCUCCCUAUGACGGGGAUCAAGAGACCCCAGUGAGUAAGAAACGGAGCCCGCGUCUGGUUUUGACCGCAGGGGAAGUGAAGAGACCAUGCACAGGUUGCGCUGGGUGUGCACAGGCCUGUGUGCUGCUGGGGUGGCCGGCUCAGCCCGAACCCCCCUCUCAAAGGCCACCACGGUGGCCUGGGCCUUUGGGGAGGGGGGUUCCCAGGACCUAGGCUUUGUACCCAAACAAAUGAAACCACUGAGCAGGAGGCCACGGGUUGGUCCAGUCACCUGCAACCUCGGGGUGAAGGGGAGCCUUGGGGCGAUGGGGCGCAGUGACUUCACAAGGGAAGGAGUGCAGGAGCGGCUGAGGCCAGCGCUGGCAGACCUGCCCCCAUCCAGCCAGAACCUUGACUUAGUGCCCCUGGGGACAGCACGUCCCCAGGGAGCUCACGAGAUGGGCCGAGGUGCUGGGCCCUGCAGGGCAGGGCUCGGAGGUGGACGCGGAGACCAGGUCUCCCCCGGAACCCGAGGCUGCGGGCCAGGCCGCUGUGCGCACACAAGGUUAGCACCGGUCUACGUGGGGAUUUGGUCACGCCGUGAGGGGAGCACUAGCUACACAGAGGGAUGGCCUUUUGCAUUCCAUUACGCAAGAAGACAGGGCACGAGACACACUCAGGGACAGUCUGGUGACAUCGGUUUGUGUGGGAAGGGCCUUCAGGAGUCGCUCCUCUUCUUGCUCUUCUUCAGGAAGGAGGGGGUGCGGAAUUUCUUCUUCUUUUUGGACGGGGACUUGCCCGGAGACCCAUCACUGCCAGGAUCCACAGCGGCCCCCUCC
Molecule: messenger RNA, 3884 nt
Organism: Hippopotamus amphibius kiboko
Lineage: Eukaryota; Metazoa; Chordata; Mammalia; Artiodactyla; Hippopotamidae
Gene: SLC75A1
Product: major facilitator superfamily domain containing 10
Exons: 13
Coding region: 162-1532 (456 amino acids)
Biological process (GO): transmembrane transport
Cellular component (GO): brush border membrane
Molecular function (GO): transmembrane transporter activity
Source: RefSeq, a predicted model, not a curated record